Molecule: messenger RNA, 1366 nt
Organism: Ochotona princeps (American pika)
Lineage: Eukaryota; Metazoa; Chordata; Mammalia; Lagomorpha; Ochotonidae
Product: transmembrane serine protease 11F
Exons: 10
Coding region: 50-1366 (438 amino acids)
Biological process (GO): proteolysis
Cellular component (GO): extracellular region; plasma membrane
Molecular function (GO): serine-type endopeptidase activity
Source: RefSeq, a predicted model, not a curated record
GAUGUAGAUCAGAUGGUGACUGAAUAGAAGCUGCUACAGUCUUGGGUCCAUGAUGUACACACCAGUUGAAAUUUCAGAAGCUGAAUACCCACGAGUUGAAUACCAACGAAGGCAGCAAUUUUGGGACCCUGUGAGGCUAGCUCUUUUCUCCUUGGCGAUUGUGGCAAUCAUAGCCAUUACAAUUGGUAUUGUUACUCAUUUUGUUGUUGAGGAUGAUAAAUCAUUCUAUUAUCUUGCCUCUUUUAAAAUCACGAACAUCAAAUACAAAGAAAGUUAUGGAAUAAGAUCCUCAAGAGAAUUUAGGGAAAGAAGUGUUCAGAUUGAAAGAAUGAUAUCUAGGCUAUUUCGACGUUCUUCUGGGGGAGGACGGUUCAUCAAAUCACAUGUUAUUAAAUUAAGUCCAGAUGAACAAGGUGUGCAAGUUCUCAUGGUGCUCAUGUUUCGAUACUCAUCUACUGAUAGUGUUGAGAGAGUCAAGAAAAAAAUUGAAAGGACUUUAUACCAAAAUAUGAAGAUCAAGCAGUUGCCUUUGACUAUAAGCAAACCAUCUUUUAACCUCACACCUAUUGACAGUAAAAAGAUGCGGAAUCUUCUCAGUAGUCGCUGUGGGAUAAGGAUGACACCUUCAGACAUGCCAUUGCCAGCAUCCUCUUCUAUGGAAAGAAUUAUCCAAGGGCGGGAGACAGCUGUGGAAGGCGAGUGGCCCUGGCAGGCCAGCCUACAGCUCAUGGGGGCAGGCCAUCAAUGUGGAGCCAGCCUCAUCAGUAACAUGUGGCUGCUCACCGCAGCUCACUGCUUCCGGAGAAAUAAAGACCCAAGUCAGUGGAUUGCUACUUUUGGUACAACUAUAACACCACCUGCAGUGAAACGAAGUUUGGGGAAAAUUAUCAUUCAUGAAAAUUAUCGUAAAGAAACAAAUGAAAAUGACAUUGCUUUGGCUCAACUCAAGAGCAGAGUUGAGUUUUCAAAUAUUGUCCAGAGAGUUUGCCUCCCAGAUGCAUCUAUAAAGCUACCACCUAAAGCAAGUGUAUUUGUCACAGGAUUUGGAUCUAUUGUGGAUGAUGGACCUACACAAAAUAAACUCCGGCAAGCUAGGGUGGAAACUAUAAGCACUGAAGUGUGUAACAGAAAAGAUGUGUAUGACGGCUUGAUAACCCCAGGCAUGUUGUGUGCUGGAUUCAUGGAAGGAAAGGUAGAUGCAUGUAAGGGUGAUUCUGGAGGACCUCUGGUUUAUGAUAACAAUGACAUCUGGUACAUUGUUGGCAUAGUAAGCUGGGGACAAUCUUGUGCUCUUCCCAAAAAGCCUGGAGUCUACACAAGAGUACAUAAAUACAGAGACUGGAUAGCCUCAAAGACUGGUAUCUAG